Messenger RNA from Ictalurus furcatus (blue catfish), 1947 nucleotides. RefSeq names its product solute carrier family 7 member 11 (gene slc7a11). Gene Ontology annotation, molecular function: L-amino acid transmembrane transporter activity. Gene Ontology annotation, biological process: amino acid transmembrane transport. Bases 192 to 1661 code for a protein of 489 amino acids. NCBI's taxonomy places the organism in Eukaryota, Metazoa, Chordata, Actinopteri, Siluriformes, Ictaluridae. The transcript has 12 exons. Gene Ontology annotation, cellular component: membrane. The record is from RefSeq and is a predicted model, not a curated record.
ACUCUGGACUUCAGGCAGCCUAUCAGGAGUUUGCUUUGCACUGUGGGAACACCUAGUUCCUGUCACAGCAACCCGGCUGUGAGGCGUAUAAAAAAAGCCGGCCGGCUCUUACUUCCACUAACUCUGAGUGUGUGUGAGUGAGUGUGUGUGUGAGUGUGUGUGUGUGUGUGAGAGAGAGUUCGUAUAUUAUCAUGGCCAAAAAGGAGGCUCAGGCGUUAACGGGCACGCAAGAAAAGAAUUCCAAAAUAAUCAACCACCAGAAUGGAGGAAAAGUUCAGCUAAGGAAGAAGGUGACGCUGCUGCGUGGGAUCUCCAUCAUCAUCGGGACCAUCAUUGGUGCUGGAAUCUUCAUCUCACCCAAGGGAAUCCUAGAGAACUCUGGCAGCGUAGGAAUGUCCCUGGUGAUAUGGGUGGCUUGCGGGAUUCUCUCGUUAUUUGGUGCUCUGUCCUACGCUGAGUUGGGAACCUGCAUUACGAAGUCCGGUGGUCAUUACACCUACAUUAUGGAGGCGUUCGGCCCACAAAUGGCUUUCGUGCGAUUAUGGGUGGACAUCAUCGCUAUUCGGCCUGCAGGAAUGGCUGUGAUUUCUCUGGCGUUCGGCCGGUACGUCUUGGAGCCGAUUUUUAUGCCGUGUGGUGUGCCCGUGUCCGCAAUCAAGCUCGCUACAGCGAUCGGGCUCACUAUGGUCAUGUACCUUAACAGUACGAGUGUGAGCUGGACAGCCAGGCUGCAGAUCUUCCUCACAUUCAGUAAACUUCUCGCCAUGGCCAUCAUCAUCGUCCCCGGAUGCUAUCAGCUGUUCAGAGGUGAGACCAAAAACUUCCAGAAUGCAUUUCAGGUGGACUCUGUGAAGCUGUCUGGCCUUCCUCUGGCCUUCUACUCAGGGAUGUAUGCUUACGCUGGCUGGUUUUACUUGAAUUUUGUCACAGAGGAGGUGGAUCGUCCAGAGAGAACCGUCCCAUUGGCCAUUUGCAUCUCCAUGGUGAUAGUAACCGUAUGCUACACGCUGACCAACGUUGCAUAUUACACUGUGAUGUCAGCGGAGGAGCUGCUCGCCUCAAGUGCCGUCGCCGUGACCUUUGCUGAGAAAGUUUACGGGAAUUUCUCCAUCGCAGUUCCCAUCUUCGUGGCCCUUUCCUGCUUUGGUUCUAUGAAUGGAGGCAUUUUUGCCAUCUCCAGAAUGUUUUUCGUGGCUUCUCGUGAAGGACAACUUCCUGAAGUUCUGUCUAUGGUUCAUGUCCGCCGUCACACUCCGGUAGCUGCUGUAAUUGUUCUGUAUCCCCUCACCAUGCUCCUUCUGUUCGUCGGAGACCUCUACAGCUUGCUGAACUUCAUGAGCUUCCUGCGCUGGCUCUUCAUCGGGCUGGCCGUGGUCGGACUCAUCUACAUGCGCCAUACGCGACCCGAAAUGCCACGUCCUUUCAAGGUCCCAAUCUUCAUCCCGGCAGUUUUCUCCUUCACCUGCUUCUUCAUGGUCUUCCUCUCGCUCUACUCCGAUCCAGUCAACACGGGGAUUGGAUUUGCCAUCAUGCUCACGGGAUUUCCAGCCUACUACAUCUUCAUCGUUUUUGAUAGAAAGCCCAAGUGGUUCCAAAAACUCUCAGAUUCUGCCAACAGAUCCUUACAAAUCCUCUUGGAGGUGGUCCCUGCCGAGAACUGACCUUUCCAGACACCGCUCAUGCAUCACUCGGUCUUUCAUUUUGUCUCUCUUAUAGAACAUGCUCCCUUCAUCCUGCUCUCAUUUUCAUUCCUCUUUUAUGUUUUAUAGAAAACACUCCUCCGAGUGACCGCUUCUUAAUCCAUCACUCCACAAGGCAGGAAUGAGAGAGACCUUUCGGUGCUCUUGCAAGAAAAGAAAAAAAAAACCCACACUUUCGCUCUCUCAGUCCUCCCUAUGCAGUCGUGUACAAGACAUUUCACUGUUUAGAUGUGCCUUGUAUUAGUUC